UUAAUUGUAUUGUGGAUUUUAGCCAGAUCGACAUGCCAUUAAUCUAGAUUCUAGGGAACACCAGUUGUUCCUGUCCCUGUUCAUAACAAGGCUACAACUGAUGCAUGAGUAAACUGAAAUGGUUAGCGUUAGCACCACCUGGAUGUAUGAAACAAAGCAGAUGAGCAAAUGUUAGCAUGUUAUCCUAGCUGGUUUGCCGCUUUCUUAACGACACAGCCAAGCUAAAUAUUAUAAAGCUACCUGACGGUGACUACCAAAAUGUGAAUCGCAAAACACGUGAAGAGAACAGUGAGUGCUUUUAUGCUGCACUACGUCCACAGACGUCUGGUUUUCCUGACGUCAGGAGAAGUCUGGACCCAGCGCUGCGCACAAGCACAGCAACCACUUCGCUGGCAGGGGAAAGUAGAACACAUCACAGCUACAUCGCCAUUUAGCUGUAGCGUGGUGAAUCUGUUCAGCAUUGUAGGAUGCCUCUUGGAGAGGAUGGAAAUGGAUGGAAAAAGAAGACAUGCGACAUCAAAGAGCAUUAUGACUUCAAAGAAGUGCUGGGAACGGGAGCUUUCUCCGAGGUGGUUCUCGCAGAGGAGAAAAGGACCCAGAGGCUAGUCGCCAUCAAAUGCAUCCCCAAGAAAGCAUUGGAAGGCAAGGAGAACAACAUAGAAAAUGAGAUUGCGGUACUACACAGAAUCAAGCACCCCAACAUUGUUUCAUUGGAGGACAUCUUCGAAAGUACAUCUCACCUAUAUCUUGUCAUGCAGCUGGUAUCUGGAGGUGAGCUGUUCGACAGGAUCGUGGAGAAAGGUUUCUACACAGAGAGAGAUGCCAGCCAGCUCAUCCAACAAAUCUUAGAUGCAGUCAAAUAUCUCCAUGAUAUGGGGAUUGUCCACAGAGACUUGAAGCCAGAGAAUUUGCUUUAUUACAGUAUGGACGAAGACUCCAAGAUUAUGAUCAGUGACUUCGGCCUGUCAAAGAUUGAGGGAGCAGACAGUGUCAUGUCAACAGCCUGUGGUACUCCUGGAUAUGUGGCUCCUGAGGUGCUCGCUCAGAAGCCAUACAGUAAAGCAGUGGAUUGCUGGUCCAUAGGAGUUAUUUCUUAUAUUCUGUUAUGUGGAUAUCCUCCGUUUUACGAUGAAAACGAUGCUAAGCUGUUCGAGCAGAUUCUGAGAGCAGAGUAUGAAUUUGACUCUCCGUACUGGGACGACAUCUCAGAUUCAGCCAAAGACUUCAUCUGUCACCUGAUGGAGAAAGACCCUUUGAAGAGAUAUACAUGUGAGCAGGCACUCCAGCAUCCGUGGAUCUGUGGAGACACAGCUCUGGACAAAAAUAUCCAUGAAUCUGUCAGCGCUCAGAUCAAGAAGAACUUUGCCAAAAGUAAAUGGAAGCAAGCGUUUAAUGCCACAGUGGUGGUGCGCCACAUGCGGAGGCUGCAGCUAGGCACUAGUCUCGAGGGACCCAGUCAGAUUACUCCCACCAGUCCCUGCCAUGGACAUCUGCUCCCAGAGGAAGAGGAGGAGGAAGAGGAGGAGGAUUUGGGGAAUGGGGAGGAGGAAAGCUUGUCCCACUAUGAGGACAGCCGUCGAGGUAGCAAUGAGGGCAGCACGGAUCGGGACAGCCUGCGGAGCUGCACCUACUGCUGCAGGCCGGCCAGUCGUGUCUAAAGAUCAGCCUCCUGUUGUCAUUGUGACACUGUAUCCCUGGAGUGCCCAGAGUCCACCCGCCCAGUCUGGCCAGGAUUACAGAGCGGUUAUGAUUCAGCACCCACCACAGUACAUCCACAGCAAGCAGGUCACUCUUACAGUGUGGAGGAACAUGCUGUAAGUUUUAAUGAUGUUGCAGAACGAUGUGCAAAGCUGCUCCAAGUGAACAGAGGAUUUAAACAUUUUUAAAAAGGGGCAUCUCUGCAUGGUUAUCUUGAAAUAAACCCCCUAGCAACUUAACCUUUCGUUAGCCUUCGUGCAGCUGUAACAAACAGUGGUCAUUUGGCAGCGUGUACAUUGCAAGCUGUUUUGGAUGUGAAAAACAAUAACACCAUGAGUAAAGGCAUUUUUGUUCCCAUGUUAUGCAUCACAUCUACCUCUAAUCACAGUAACUGAGUGUUUACAUCCAUCUGGCCCACACACUUUCCAUAACUGGCUCCAAAAAUCUGGCCAGACAGGGCACAAAGAAAAGGGAAACACUUUUUUUUUUACAGCAGCAGUGCUAAAAGCUACUCCUGCAUGUCUUUAUACUCUUUACCCAUCAAUGUGACUGAGUCAAGUAGCUGUUUCGUUAAAACAAGGUGUCUUCACUCCCGACUCCACUUUCCCAUUUGUUCUGUUUGAUCGCAUUUGUCUUAUUUCUCAUAAAGUCACGAUUAAGUGCGUCUGUCCUUUUAUAAAUAUUUAGGGUUUUAUUUAAAGCCUUUUUGGGAAGGCGAUACUUGAAAGCAGAGGGUGAUUCUGGGGGGUUAUGGAUUCUGGUUCAGACUGGGUUUGUGCAGAGUGGUUCUGACCUGGAGUGUCUGCAUGCUUCUGUUGGAAAAAAAUGUAUGAAUAUCAAAAGGAGAUUUUUUUGUUUCAUGGCUGUUCUGUUAUUGGAGGCUCAAACUGAGAUCCCUGUAUGUCUGUAAGUCACAAGAAUCGGACCUUCCUCCAUGGGCGAGGGGAGUUAUUUUGAGUUGUGUCGAGUAUCUACUAUGCGUGGGAAGAACACAACCAUAUUCAUAUUCCACUCAUCCUCCCUGUUAUGUUUCUGAUAAGCGCUGAAACAACCAGCAGCUGUCAGGCUCUCAGUCUGGCUCAGGUCUGGGUGGGAUCUCAGUCUGGGUGCUCGCCCCGCUCCGUGCUGUGCACCUCUAGUGGAAGAAGUUUUGGUCUACUGUUUGCAUGACCUGGUUAAAUAUGCUUACAUGAAUGAUGAUCAAUUAGUAUAAACACACAUGAUUAUUAUUACUCUGUUGUAUUGAAAAAAUUUGUAAUACUGUAAUUUUGAGCUUAUAUAAUGUGAAGUGAGUAACACCAGAAGUAAUGUUGUUGACAAAGUACAACACAGCACAGUGGACUUACCAUUUGCAUUGACAAGCCUCUGCCUGAGUGACAUUCUUCUGUACUGUUUAUUUACAGCUCUUUCUGUUGCUUGCUGCCUCUCAAACAAUUUAUUCCUACCUAAUAUGCAGACACACAGAGAGGAAAAACACUUAUUUAUAUGAAACAGGUGCCAGCCACAGUACAAGACAUAAAAAUAACAGUAAUUGUGCUGGAAGCAUCACCUGUCUGCCAGUGUGCAAGCUCUACAUGCGUCCACCUGAGUAAAAGGACUACAGUGCUAAAGCCAUACAGGGAAAUUUCACAUUUCACCGUAUAGAUUCAGAUAUGUCAUCAUCUUUUAAAUAUCCGACUGAGAUGAUGGGUGGCUACAGUUCUGUAAGAGAUUUAACAAAGAACAGAAGCACCUGCAACAACUAGAUAAACACAUUAAAUCCAGGUUUUAUCAUACCAUGCCUUUGUUAAUUUAAUGUUAUGGCAUAGUUGCCCCACCAUUAGUAAGCUGUAGAGAUAUCCAACCAAAUCAUAACAAUUAGUUGAGUGUGAUUAAAUUUUGUUGCCCACAUUAAACCAACUCCCCUGAUCUGUCGUUGAUCCAUACAGGUCCGUAGUACAGUAAACGAAGGCAAUCACUCGGGAUUACAUGACUGUCAUUGUGGUAAAUAUGCAAACUGUGUGUGAAGGGCUUCAUGUUAACUGUAAGACAGCCAGUGAUAACCUGGCUGUUGUUUGUUUGCUUACCUGAGAUUUGUUUCCACCUGGCUGUGUUUUUUAAAAACCUUAUCUGAGCCUUUUAGCUUGUUUCACCUAUUUAGC
Molecule: messenger RNA, 3839 nt
Organism: Monopterus albus (swamp eel)
Lineage: Eukaryota; Metazoa; Chordata; Actinopteri; Synbranchiformes; Synbranchidae
Gene: camk1a
Product: calcium/calmodulin-dependent protein kinase Ia
Exons: 13
Coding region: 468-1658 (396 amino acids)
Biological process (GO): protein phosphorylation
Molecular function (GO): protein kinase activity; ATP binding
Source: RefSeq, a predicted model, not a curated record